UACUGUUUGAUAAAUAACUCAAAAAUAAUAGAUCGUAGAUAUUAGUAUUGAUUAUUACAAAAGUCUUAAAUGAAAAUUAUCUCUCGGAACAAUAAUUAUGUUUCUAUUUGCAUCCUAAGGUGAAGUAUAAUGUCAUCGUUCAAUUAUUUCAGGACCCACUUGAUAUUUACGAAAAUUUGCCGAUCGUCUUUUUGUGGCAGUGGUUCCGAUUUGACUGCCAUUUAUUCAGUUUUCUGUAGAGUGAGAAUCAAUGGAUCAGAGGAUCUGCAGUGCCAUAAGGGAUCUAUCAUCAAAAAACGUAGACGUUAUGAGUGAAGUGAUCGAAUCGGCAAAACCACCAGCAAUAGAAGAGGAUGCAAAAAUAACAACCGUGCCGAUGCAAAAAAAUAAAGUGAUACGUAAAAAAGUAAAACAUUCGAUACGUCGAGUGGUACAAAAGAAACGACAAAGGCUGAAGCAUAUUGAUAGAGUAAAUGCACAGUCCACAUCUUGUGUACCUACACAACCAGUAUAUCAUGCACUUGCACAAUCUAUACAAGAUGUAUCCGGGCAACCCGUGCAACAUGCAUGCACACAGCUAGUGUACCAAACACCUGCACAAUCCAUACAAGAUGUAUCUGAGCAACUCUUGCAACAUGCACCCACACAGUCAGUAUACUGUGAACCUGCACAAUCCGUACAACAUGCACCAGCACAACCAUUGUACUAUGAAUCUGCACAAUCUGUACAACAUGCAUCUGCGCAACCCAUGCAACAUGCAUUUGCGCAACCCAUGCAACAUGCAUUUGCGCAACCCAUACAACAUGCAUCUGCUCAACCCAUACAACAUACACCAGCACAAUCAGUGUACCACGUACCUGUACAGCCAGUGUAUCAUGCACCUGUACAAUCUACAACAUCCGCUCAAUCUGUACAACGAACACCCACACAGCCCAUGUACUGUGUACCUCUGUAUUAUGCACCUGCAGGUCCACCAGGAAAUAUGCCUGCAUCUCUACUAGGAUACCUGAUGUGGCAGUGAUACUGGGUAAAUCACUACAUGAGAAGACUACAUUAAGAGAUAUUUUAUUAAAAAUAAGAACAUAUAAAAACUAAAAACAUGUAAAAACUAAAAAUAGUAUUAAUAAAAAUAUAUAAAAAU
Molecule: messenger RNA, 1141 nt
Organism: Solenopsis invicta (red fire ant)
Lineage: Eukaryota; Metazoa; Arthropoda; Insecta; Hymenoptera; Formicidae
Product: extensin-1
Exons: 3
Coding region: 251-1021 (256 amino acids)
Source: RefSeq, a predicted model, not a curated record